This is a messenger RNA of Arachis ipaensis, 777 nucleotides long. The record is from RefSeq and is a predicted model, not a curated record. Lineage: Eukaryota; Viridiplantae; Streptophyta; Magnoliopsida; Fabales; Fabaceae.
GUCUAGGAACAUUAGAAUAAUCAUAAUCUGCAAUGCCAUUGAUUACAUGUGUUGCUACUUUUAAAUUGAAUAGUAUCUAUUUACUACUUUUAAAUAGGAACAAAUUGAGCUAAAUAUGACACAGUCAAAUACACAAUUUGAGGUGUCCCCUAAUGAUGCUGUUGGUAAAGUUUUGGGGCCUGAACAUUCUGGAAGAGUUCGUUGCAUGGGCAUGGGAGCAGCGCCUACAAAUACCUUUAGGAAUGUGAGAAGUCGGCUUAAUGGGAUGACCAUCUCCACUAAUUCAGCUGGAUCUUCUUCGCCUACUACUGCUGCAAUUUUACAGGAAAAGAUCAAUAAUUUGGAGUCCGACUUACAUAAUUCACAGCAAGAGGUCAUUAGUCUAGAGUCUAAGUUGCAGCAAUCAUUUGAUAAUGUGAAAGCAUAUCUAAUGAUGAAGGAAGGAGGAAUUCCCGAAGCACUUGUUGGCUUCUUUUCUGCCCGCGAGGCUAAUGAUGCUGAAAGCGAGCCUACUACUCCCUUUGAUGCUAGGAGAUCAGUUGGUGAUAGCAACGGACAUCUGAGGACAAAUAUUUGAGCCUACUACUCCCUUUGAUGCUAGGAGAUCAGUUGGUGAUAGCAACGGACAUCUGAGGACAAAUAUUUGAGAUUUUUAUGUAAUUAGAUGAUAUUGAAAUAUUGAAUGUUUUUACUUUUUAAAGAAAAAUAGUAAUAGUUAUGUAAAACAAUACCAUAUGCAAUUAUGUUUGGAAUUAUUGACUUUGAGAAUUUUUUUUA